Molecule: messenger RNA, 1716 nt
Organism: Penicillium subrubescens
Lineage: Eukaryota; Fungi; Ascomycota; Eurotiomycetes; Eurotiales; Aspergillaceae
Gene: plb2
Product: lysophospholipase Plb2
Exons: 2
Coding region: 1-1716 (571 amino acids)
Biological process (GO): glycerophospholipid catabolic process
Cellular component (GO): cytosol; intracellular membrane-bounded organelle
Molecular function (GO): A2-type glycerophospholipase activity
Source: RefSeq, a predicted model, not a curated record
AUGACGGUGGAUGCGAUGAUCGAUUUCCUAGGACGACUGGACCUCGGCUCCCUAAAUGCAUCUUUGUAUAUCGAGAAAAACUCUGCUAACGCAUCUGCACUCCCCAAUAUUGGUAUAGCCGCGUCCGGUGGCGGUUACCGAGCACUAAUGAACGGUGGAGGUGGCCUGCAGGCCUUUGACUCUCGAACUGUCAACUCCAGUCUUCCGGGUCAUCUAGGAGGUGUCCUACAGUCAGCCACAUACCUCUCAGGGCUCAGCGGGGGUAGUUGGCUCGUAGGAUCCAUCUACAUUAACAAUUUUACGGAUGUCACAUCCCUGCGAGAUAGCGGAACGGUUUGGCUGUUCCAAGAUUCCAUCUUUGUUGGCCCAAAAGACAGUGCGACCUUUGCCAUCAGAACAUCCGACUACUAUUCGCAGAUGCAGGAUGCAGUGACCGGAAAGACUGAUGCUGGGUACAACACUUCCAUCACGGACUACUGGGGCCGCGCGGUCGCCUACCAACUCAUCAAUGCUACCGAAGGUGGUGUCAGCUACACGUGGUCCUCUAUUGCUCUAAGCCCGAACUUCCAGAGUGGAGGUAUGCCAAUGCCCAUUGUGGUAGCGGACGGAAGAGCUCCAGGGCAAAUUAUCAUCCCUGCUAAUACGACCGUUUUUGAAUUCAACCCAUGGGAGUUCGGAACCUUUAAUCCACCCCUACAGGCAAUGGUGCCCUUAGAUUUUCUCGGGUCAAAUUUCUCCAAUGGGGCACUUCCGGCGAGCCAACAGUGCGUUCGUGGUUUCGACAAUGCUGGUUUUGUUAUGGGGACAUCGUCAUCGCUCUUCAACCAAGCAUUCCUGCAGGUGAACAACACUCAAGCACCUCAGAUAGUGAAAAAUUCGGUCAAUCAGAUACUGCGUUCACUCGGAGCGGCCAACCUAGAUAUCGCUGUGUAUGAGCCAAACCCGUUCUAUCUGUACACCAACCAGUCUGAAUACGCCAAAUCUACCAUCUUGACCCUAGUAGACGGGGGAGAGGAUCUUCAAAAUAUCCCUCUAGAGCCUCUCUUGCAGCCACAGCGCAAAGUGGACGUGAUUAUUGCACUUGACUCGUCCGCCGAUACUAGUACACGGUGGCCUAAUGGCACCGCAAUGGUUGCCACAUACCAGCGGAGCUUGAGCCCACUGGGCCAGCAAAGUGGACUUGCCUUCCCGUCCGUGCCGGACCAGAACACUUUUAUCAACCUGGGACUAAAUAACCGCCCGACGUUCUUCGGCUGCAACAGCUCCAACGUCAGCGGCUCCGCGCCGCUGGUCGUCUACAUCCCAAACGCGCCGUACAGCUACCAGUCUAAUGUAUCCACAUUCGACCUGCAAUAUAACACUACCGAGCGCGAUUCCAUCAUCGAGAACGGUUAUGACGUCGCUACACUAGGCAACGCAACGACAGACCCCAACUGGCCUAUGUGCUUGGGCUGUGCGAUCUUGAGUCGGAGUCUGGAGCGCACCAACACCGCUGUCCCAGAGAGCUGCACGGCAUGUUUCCAGCAAUAUUGCUGGAAUGGCACAACGAACAGCUCUGACCCUGGUCCUUACUAUCCGACCUAUAAGCUAUCGCAGUCGCAGUUACAUGUUCGCACUAGUGGAGGGCGACGAUCCAUACUGCCCACUGGUCGACUCAUGUUGGAGGUAGUUGAAGCGGCCGUCUGUUAUGCGCUAACCUUUUCGCUUUGGUGGUAA